AUGGUUGUUUCCUUCCAAAUGAAAGAUCUCCGUCAGGUGAUUGUAUUGUCAAAAGCAGAAUGGGAAAGGAUUCAGGGCAACCUUGGCAGCACUAGAGAAGCAGCACACAUCCUUGCUGAGCAGAAAGAACAGGGAGAAAUGCAGUUAGGCUCCAAAGCUGCUGAAAAAGACUCACCCAAUGCCACUCUGAGCAUGGUACAAGAGAAACUUAGAGCCAAAAAGCUACGUGAAGAAAGGGAAGAGGAAAAAAGAAAGUUACUUGAUUUGGAAGAAGAGCAGUUCCAAGCAGCAAAACGGAAGGAGGCUAUUGAUCGUGCAAAAACCUACCUAUUCUACCAGAACGAAAGCGUGAAACAGCUGCAUAGUGCACUUGUGCUUACUGAGGUCCUAAAAGAAAGAGAUGCUCAAGUUGAAUUUAAAAAGUUAAAGUCGGUUGUUACGAAAAAGAAGGAGGAAGAAGAGGAACGUGAACUUAAAGAAUACACUCUUAGAGAGCAGAAAAAGGCACAUCAAGAUUAUUUGAAUCAACAGGCACUACGCAAGUAUCAGCUGGAACAAAUAAAGGAGCACAAGCAUCAGGCAGAUCUGGCUAAACUAGAAACCAAAAGAGAAGGGGAAGAAAUGCAGAGAUUGAACCAGUUGUACCAACUAGAAACUCAGAGAAAAAUGGAAAAGGAACAAGAGGAGAAACGUGAAUGCUGGAGGCAGUACCAUGAGUAUGUAACUGACCAGAAAAUAAUCAAAGCAAUAGAGGAACAAAAACAAAUGGAAGAAGAUGAUCGGAUCAAAGCUCAUUUUAAAGCACAGGAAACUAUUGCCAAGAUGGUGAAAAAGAAAGAAGCUGAAAUGCGUAGACUAACACAGGAACGUCAGGACAAAAUUGUUAGUCGAUUAGCUGCACAAAUGAGUGAGACAUUAAGGAGGGAAGAUGAUCGAAUUGCUAGAGAUAUUGCAAAAGUACAAGCUGAAGAAGAUAAAAAGCUCAAAGAGAAAGAAGCAAAAGUCAAGGCUGCCAUUGAAUCUAUUGCUGAACACAGAGCUACUGUGAUGAAGAUGAAAGCAGAAAAGGAGAGAGAGGAAAAAGAAGAGUGUGUAAAACAACUUCAUAUGUUAAUGGAAAAUGACCGCAUGUACCAGGAAAUGGAAAAAGCCAAGAAACACAGACAACAUGGCGCAAGCAUGGAAGUACAGAAAGUCCAGAUGCAGCAAAUGGCUGAAAAGCAGGCAAAACAACAGCAGAAAAAGCAAGCAGACUUGGACUACCAUACUCAGAGAGAGGCUAUUGCACUUUCUAAAGAGCGUGAAUUUCAGAGCUAUGCAAAACAAGUAAUUGAAUCCGAGUCCAAGACUACACAUCAUCUUUAUCCUCUUCUCAAAGCACUCAGAGAUGGAAGAGGACUUAGACAUGGGCCAUUUUACUGA
This is a messenger RNA of Acanthisitta chloris (rifleman), 1422 nucleotides long. RefSeq names its product coiled-coil domain containing 173 (gene CFAP210). The record is from RefSeq and is a predicted model, not a curated record. Bases 1 to 1422 code for a protein of 473 amino acids. The transcript is spliced from 8 exons. NCBI's taxonomy places the organism in Eukaryota, Metazoa, Chordata, Aves, Passeriformes, Acanthisittidae.